AUGCCACUGACAAGAGAAAAACUCGACGAGGAAAAGAAACGACAAAUGGAUAAUAAUUAUGCUACACCCUUGGCUGGAACCCAUUUAAAUUUGCCCAAGGAACCAACAUCGAUUCUGUGUCCCAGUUGUGGGGUAGAUCAGCUGACAGAGGUCCACAUUGAGCAGAAGAAAUGGUCGACGACGUGUAAUGAUAUUUAUUCGGCAUUGUUUUAUGGUCUCUGCUGCUGUUUCUGUUUCGACUACAAGAAGUUGGUUAAUCGCACAGAUGUCAAUCAUUAUUGUAAAAAUUGCAGCUGCUAUUUGGGCCGUGCGAAACGUGUACCACCGGUCAGAAGCCAUCAGGGCAAUCAUUUGAGCAGCAAAUAUGGCAAUUAA
This is a messenger RNA of Musca vetustissima, 375 nucleotides long. RefSeq lists its product as uncharacterized. The record is from RefSeq and is a predicted model, not a curated record. The coding region runs from base 1 to 375 and encodes 124 amino acids. The transcript has 2 exons. NCBI's taxonomy places the organism in Eukaryota, Metazoa, Arthropoda, Insecta, Diptera, Muscidae.